AUGAAGAGGCUGCAGCUCCAACGAUGGAGCAGCACUGCUCUUUCGCCCCGGGUUCGGACUAACAAUCGACUGCAUCAACAACUCUAUUCUACCGGAUUGCGACUCCAAUCUACUGUGUCUCCGCUUCAAUCCGAGUCUACCAUCUCAGAGAAUGUAGAAGACGCGAGCUUUCAAAACCCGGAUGCGAUGCGCCACAUUCGACCGCAAGACACAAUUGCAAUAUCCCUCUCCCCGGUCGAAGCCGCCACCCAGUCCGCCAAACUCGCUGCCCUCCAUGCUCGACUUUACCUCCCUUCCCGACUACCUCUCCAAACCCUUGCGCGGACAUUAGUUGAUGCCUCAGCUGACUCCAAUGUCGAUUUCAACAACGAAUCGCUGGCUACCCUCGGCCACGACCUCCUUGCCAACUACACAUCCGAGCACCUCAUUUGCACCUACCCACGUCUGCCAUUGAGCGUAACAUUCGCCGCCAUGUAUGCUUAUGUUGGUCCCAAAACCCUUGCCGCGAUUUCCAAGGAAUGGGGUAUCGACAAUGCUACAGUGCCCGGUGGUGAAGUAGACCCCGGUUUCCUGCAGUUCCGAAGAGUCGCUCCCGGAACUGCCGUGGAGGACAUCUCACAACUCCAGUCCGCACGCCCAUAUGCCGAUCAAAAGAAGUGGAGGAUGACUGUAUCCUCGAAAAUCUUCUACGACGACGAGUUUGGUGACGCGAUCAAGGGGUCCGUGGCUUUGGGUCAAGGUGUUACAGACGAGACUGCUAGGGCCACCUUCGUCCGUGCUGUUCUCGGUGCCAUCUACCUGCACGCCGGUCGCCCUGCUGCCAAGCGAUUCUUCGAGCAACACAUUCUCUCCCGACACCUUAACAUCUCCGAACUGUUCAACUUCUCUCAACCCGCCCGUGACCUGGCCCGACUAUGUGCCCGUGAGAACUUCGAGGCGCCCGUUGCCAAGAUCGUCAGCGAGACCGGUCGCAAGAGUAGAUCCCCCGUCUUCGUGGUCGGUAUCUUCUCCGGCCAAGAUAAGCUGGGCGAGGGCUCUGGCUCCAGCCUGAUGGAGGCACGUGAGCGUGCGGCUCUCUCUGCCCUGAAGGGAUGGUACCUGUACACCCCGAUCAACCCGCGUGUCCCCAGCUCCAUGGAGGAGGAGGGAGCUGCGCCAUGGAAGCCCGCCCAUAUUGACUUGGGUGAGGUGAUUGUCUAA
Molecule: messenger RNA, 1200 nt
Organism: Penicillium cosmopolitanum
Lineage: Eukaryota; Fungi; Ascomycota; Eurotiomycetes; Eurotiales; Aspergillaceae
Product: mitochondrial 54S ribosomal protein mL44
Exons: 2
Coding region: 1-1200 (399 amino acids)
Biological process (GO): primary miRNA processing; regulation of gene expression; rRNA processing
Cellular component (GO): nucleus
Molecular function (GO): double-stranded RNA binding; ribonuclease III activity
Source: RefSeq, a predicted model, not a curated record